Gossypium arboreum is the source of this 1935-nucleotide messenger RNA. Its product is annotated as 20 kDa chaperonin, chloroplastic-like. NCBI's taxonomy places the organism in Eukaryota, Viridiplantae, Streptophyta, Magnoliopsida, Malvales, Malvaceae. Gene Ontology annotation, cellular component: mitochondrial matrix; chloroplast. The record is from RefSeq and is a predicted model, not a curated record. Gene Ontology annotation, molecular function: protein folding chaperone; protein-folding chaperone binding; transition metal ion binding. Gene Ontology annotation, biological process: positive regulation of superoxide dismutase activity. The transcript has 9 exons. Bases 974 to 1744 code for a protein of 256 amino acids.
CCCGAGACAGCUGUAAAGCGAUAGCAGAUCUUCUGAAAAAAAUCUUUUGCUUAUCUACUUUAUUUCCAAAACGGAACCAUUUCCUUUUCUUCCAUUUCAAAAGUCACAAACUCUUCUUUUCCUCUUUCAUUCCGAUGGUCUUAGUCGUUUCUUCUUCUCUUUUAAUCUGAAAGUUCCAGGAAAUUUUUCUCUAUUUCUCUUCUAAUCGAUCGUGGAAUCCCUCCCUCUAGAUCUAAAAUUUUGUAGGUCAAAAGCCACAUCAAAAUAGAUAGCCACAUUCGCCCUCUACAUGUUCUGUAUAGGUCUCGUUUUUGCUUCCAAGAUAAGUACUUUGUCCUCUAUACCAUCAAACUCUGAAAUGUAAUUGGUAACUUGUUUUGAGAUAUCUUGACUGGUGCUUCAUUUGCCUUCAUAGAUUAACUUGUUUCUAUUUGUCCAUAUUAACCAGAGUCCGCAACAAAAGAUUCUACAUUGCUCAUUCGUCCCUUGAUUGAAAACCCAAGGUACAAUCAGAAGACAUGGUUACUGUCUCCACACUGAUCCUCAACCAUUACUCUUCUCAUCUUCAGAUUAGAAAAAGUGGGGAUGUAAUUCCACAAAAUUUUCCACACUGUAAUUUUGAAUUUCGAAGGCAUGUAUAGGUUCCGCAAUUUCCUGUAAAAAUUUUUAGUAUCGGCCUGUAUAUAAUUACUAGGAUUCAAUGUAGUAUCCUGUAAUAGUUUAUAGGCACUUCUUACUGAGCAGUUUCUAAAUGACUCCCCUCUCUACACCUGAAAGUCUUCAUGAGUGGAUUUUGCUAACAGAAUUUGCAGUAUUUUCCUAGCAAUAUCCGUAUGAAAGAGAUCGGUCCACACUGAUAUAUGGUCUCCUUUACCAACCCUCCAGCAUAAUCCUUCCUCCAGAAGCCUUUUUGCUGGCCAAACACUCCUCCAAGUAAGUUAAGGAAUGAUUUUUGUGAAAUUUGAAUACAGAAAUGGCUACAUCUCAGCUAACAGCGUCGCCAGUGACAGCAUCAGCUAGGAACUUGGCUUCAUUACAAGGGCUUAGGCUGUCCACCAUCAAAUUCUCUUCCAUUGGAACAUUAAAGCCUGGGGCAUUGACCAGCAGGUCCUUCAGAGGUUUGGUUGUUAAAGCAGCUACCGUUGUUGCCCCUAAGUACACUUCAGUUAAGCCCUUGCGUGACAGAGUGUUGGUGAAGAUCAAAGAAACAGAGGAGAAGACUGAGGGUGGCAUUUUGCUUCCAACAACUGCUCAAUCAAAGCCUCAAGGAGGUGAGGUGGUUGCUGUUGGUGAAGGGAAGACAAUUGGGAAUACGAAAUCGGAAAGUUCUGUGAAGACUGGUGCUCAGGUCAUAUAUUCCAAGUAUGCUGGGAUGGAGGUCGAGUUCAAUGGUGCAAAUCAUCUUCUCCUAAAAGAGGAUGUCAUUGUUGGACUUCUUGAAACCGAUGACAUAAAAGAUCUUAAACCUCUGAACGACAGAGUUUUAAUUAAGGUUUCGGAAGCUGAGGAGAAAACCACCGGAGGUUUGUUGCUGACCGAGGCAAGCAAAGAAAAACCUUCCCUUGGAACGGUGAUAGCUGUUGGACCUGGUACUUUAGAUGAGGAAGGUAACCUAAAGCCACUAUCGGUCUCACCUGGAAACACCGUCCUGUAUUCAAAGUAUGCUGGGAAUGACUUCAAGGGCAAUGAUGGUAGUAACUAUAUUGCUCUGAGAGCAUCUGAUGUAAUGGUUGUGCUCUCUUAGUUGUGUAAUAAGGUUUGGUUUUAGAUUUUGAGGUUAAAACUAGAUUGAUUGGAUGAGUUGCCAGUAAGCACAAGGAUUUUGUAAUUUUUUUCCUUAAAUAUAAAUGGAUGCAGCAUUUGGUAAAAAAAAAGAUUUAAGUAAAAAAACUUGAAUAUCAUCACCACAUUUGAAUAACUUAAUUUCUUGUAAAA